Messenger RNA from Helianthus annuus (common sunflower), 1356 nucleotides. Its product is annotated as ATG8-interacting protein 2. Gene Ontology annotation, cellular component: intracellular membrane-bounded organelle. Lineage: Eukaryota; Viridiplantae; Streptophyta; Magnoliopsida; Asterales; Asteraceae. The record is from RefSeq and is a predicted model, not a curated record. The transcript is spliced from 4 exons. The coding region runs from base 201 to 1130 and encodes 309 amino acids.
ACACCCGGUUUCCUUUAUCUCGUUACUCCUUUACAUCAUCACUAAUAUAUAUUAUCCCGAUUGCGCACUUUCAAUCAUUUUCCGGUCACCGGAGUUUCUUCCGUACAGUUUCCGAUCUCUCUAUCUGAAUCACUCAACUAGCUGGGGGUCUCGUUGGAAGCAGUCUUUCUAUCCCUUGGGGUGGGAUUCUAUUGGAUACGAUGGCAGAUAAAGAGGAAGGGAAUGAAACCGAGCCUCGAGGUGCUGACUGGGAGGUUGUAUCACUAACAGGAUCUACAUAUGCUGCUGCUCCUGGUCCAGAUAUGGUUGACCCGAAAAGUGGUGAAAAGAGUGACUUGGUUGACACAGAUAAAAACGAAACUUCAAACGCGUUGUUCAUGUCUGGUCAUUUUCUCUUCCCGCCAAGUCAGCAUGAAAAUCUGCCAUUGGAACCCGAAAACACAGAGAUUGUUGGUGAACAAGGAGGAGAAGAUCUUGCUUCAGAAUCUACUAACGAAAAAGGUGAAAAAUCGUUUGCUAAGGAUCAAGAUAAUUGGAAUAUUGAGAAAUUAACCGAGUCUGAUGAUUUUCGUGGAAUCCCAUUUUUUGACGAAAAAGGUAACGUAUUGACGAUUAAUGACGUGGACUUUGCAGACAGCAGAACCUUGCCAGGUUUAAAUUUGGCGGGAAAAGAGGAGAGUAUUUAUAAUUCAGCCAAGUUUCAUUCACUUCAUAGUGAACCGAUUACAGGCGAGUCAAACAUAGAUGAUGAAGACAGAGUGUUGGCGGAAUCUAUAGAAUCUUCCGACUCGUCCGUAGGUUCAAAUGUUCCUAAACAUACCGAAGAAGAUAACUAUGAUGGAUCAGGCCUGCCAUACACAACAUGGUGGAAGAAACAAGCUGCUGCUUUAUAUGCUCAUGCAAAAGAGGCCAAUACGUUUUGGUCCAUCUUCAUUGCUGCUGCAGUAAUGGGCCUUGUGAUUAUUGGCCAGCAAUGGCAACAAGAAAGAUGGCAAGUUUUGCAUCAUAGGUGGCAUUCUGGGGUGUAUGAUGAGAAAUUUGGAAGGAUUGUGGGACCAAUUUCCCGAUUUAAAGAUGCAAUCGUAGGUGGCAACCGACGAGGUUUCUCCAUUAGAUCAAGAGAUCUUUGAAGUUAAAGGUGACGAGAUGAUGACGAAAAAUGUGGUUUUGUCGGUGUGAAUAGCAGGUUCUGUUUUAAGCAUCAGCUGACCUAUUUGUAAGAAAACCAAAAUCAUGCAAGAAGCUACAGUUGCUUGUUUGUGUCAUAUUUUUAUGCUUUUAUGAAUUCUGUUUUCAGAUAAUAAAUAUUAUUUGUUUGCUUAGUUGUUGAAUGUCAUUCCAUAUUACUUUUUUUUA